Messenger RNA from Onychostoma macrolepis, 1772 nucleotides. RefSeq names its product cytosolic phospholipase A2 gamma-like. Bases 1 to 1758 code for a protein of 585 amino acids. NCBI's taxonomy places the organism in Eukaryota, Metazoa, Chordata, Actinopteri, Cypriniformes, Cyprinidae. Gene Ontology annotation, molecular function: calcium-dependent phospholipid binding; calcium ion binding. The record is from RefSeq and is a predicted model, not a curated record. Gene Ontology annotation, biological process: glycerophospholipid catabolic process. The transcript is spliced from 15 exons. Gene Ontology annotation, cellular component: nucleoplasm; nuclear envelope; cytosol.
AUGGAACGCACAGGACUGUGGGAUUUCAAAGGCAGCGAAGGAUACAUCUAUGCUGCCUUCAAAAAUCGAUCAGAUGAAGGUGAGAAUCGGACACUCUCUGUAGCCAGAAGGAGAAACACUGUUCUACAAUGCCUGCAGAAGUUUAACAUACGCUGCAGUGAGGAUGCGGUGCCGAACAUUGCAUUACUGGGUUCUGGAGGAGGACAAAGAGCCAUGGUGGGUUUGCUGGGAUCCCUGGUUCAGCUUGAUAAAGCGGGUCUUCUGGACUGCAUCCUUUAUCUGAGCGGAGUCUCUGGAUCCACCUGGUGCAUGGCCUCCUUAUACAAAGAACCAGACUGGUCCACCAAACUAGAGACCGUGACAGACAAAAUCAUCAAGAGAAUCAGCGGACCAGGAGUCAGCUGGGAAGACGCAUUGGCCAAACUGAAGAAAUAUUACUAUGAGAAAGACUUCUUCAGCUUGACUGACGUCUGGGCAGUGAUGCUUGUCACAUCAUAUGUGAAAGAGAUCGAUGAACAAACACUCGCAGAUCAGUGGGACAAGCACAAUAAAGACCCAUAUCCCAUCUAUGCAGUGAUCGACAAGCAAUGCAAACAGCAUGAGGAAGGAGACCCCUGGUUUGAGAUCAGUCCACAUGAAGCAGGUUAUUCCCUCACUGGAGCGUUUGUGGGAACAUCCAGCUUUGGCAGCCAGUUUAAAAAUAAGAUGAAGAAGCAGGAUGAAAUGGACAUGCUGUACCUGCAAGCUAUGUGCAGCAGUGCUUUAGCUGUUGAAGAGGAGAUCUGGAAAUGGAUAAAAGCUCAUUUAUCACUUAAAAUAAAAAUAGCAUCUGAGAACAUGAGGCAAGAUUACAAUGGAGGAAACCGCCGGUCAAUCCCUCAGCAGCCUAAAGAUCCAAACUCCUCAUCUAUAGACGAAUGUUACCAGGUACUCUUGAAACUUGUUGACAUGAAUCUCGCUGUGUUGAAAGGAGCUGAUCCUUCUGCUCUUGAUCAAUCCAUCAGAACAACGCUGACCGAUAUCUCUGGAGGCCAACGUCAUCUGAAUUAUCCAUUAGAAAAACUGAAAGAUGAUAAAACUGCUGAUAAAGAAGCAGCAAAACAGUACAUGAAGCAGUACACCAUGGACGUAUGCAAAUAUGUCAGUUUGGAGUUCAAGCUCAAUUCCUGGCCAUUUGAUAUUUUGAUCAGCAUUUGUAGAUGCAUUGCUCUGUGGAUCUGGGGCAGGAAAUAUAACUUCCUCCAUGACAUGACAGCUUAUUCAGUGCCUGCUGCUCUUCUGGAGAGUGAGACGAGAGACUAUAUAGACGCAGGAGUGUUGCUGAACUCACCGUACUUCUCAGUGCUGAGAAAAGAACGAGACAUUGACCUCAUCAUUUCACUGGAUUUCAGUGAAGACGAUUCUUUCACGACAGUGACGCAAACUGCUGAGACGUGCAAGAAACUGAAGAUCCCUUUCCCUGAAGUUAACAUUGCCAGUGAAAAUGUGAAGAAACCGAAGGGCUUCUAUGUGUUCAAAGGCCAAAACACUCCAACCGUGAUUCACAUCCCUCUGUUUAAUGUGGCCAACUGUGGAGAUAAAAUCGAUGCCUGGAGGAAGAAAUAUGGCACCACUCAGGUUCCUUACAGUGCUGAGAUGAUCACUGAACUUAUGCAGGUCGCUGGGAAAAAUAUCGCAAUCAACAAAGCCAAACUGCUGGAGCAGAUUCGAGUGAUCGCGGAGGCAAAAUAUUCCCAGGCACAAGCACGACAAAUUUAAAGUCGGCUUGAAAU